This is a messenger RNA of Seriola dumerili (greater amberjack), 1812 nucleotides long. RefSeq names its product kinesin-like protein KIN-14E. The record is from RefSeq and is a predicted model, not a curated record. Gene Ontology annotation, molecular function: microtubule motor activity; ATP binding; microtubule binding. Lineage: Eukaryota; Metazoa; Chordata; Actinopteri; Carangiformes; Carangidae. The transcript has 10 exons. The coding region runs from base 1 to 1812 and encodes 603 amino acids. Gene Ontology annotation, biological process: microtubule-based movement.
AUGUUCGAGGAGAGGGUGAACGUCUGCAGGUUCUGGGAUCCUCAGUCGGGCGUCUGGCUGCUGCUGCCGCUGCAGUGGGAGAUAAACGUGGAGUUCGUCAAAGCUCGAGUGCAGAGAGUCAUGUCCACCCUGCCGGGCCUGGUGGACCAGAAGGAGAUCACCGCGGCGCUCAGACAGUGUAACUACGACCCUGACGAGGUCGCCUCCGUCUACCUCACCAUGUUCGGAGAAAUCCUCCUGCAGGCGUCUCCCAGCGGAGACCACGACUACGCUGACCUCAACUCCUUCAGAGCCCUCCUGGAGCGGGACCGGGUCAUCGAGGAUCUGAGGCUGAAGCUCCAGACCAAAGAGAAGGAGGUGGACAACCUCUUCCAGAGGAGCAGCUACCUGGCGAGGGAGGUCCGCUACCUGACGGACGUGGUCCAGCACCUGAACCAGAAGCUGGCCGAGCUGGAGGCCGACCAGCAGGAGGCCCGAGAGAAGAUCAGGUCUCUCCUGAACCGCCGGGCUCCUGCCGUCCCGCCCGCCAGAACCGUCACCAAACCCGCCGUGGACCCCGGCCAGCUGCGGCAGGUGAGCGGUCUGACCCGCGAGCUCAACGUCUCCAACAAGCAGCUCCGGUCCACGGUCGGCCAGGCCAUGACCGACAUGAAGAACCAGCUGGAGCAGCUGAAGGGCGCCGUGGGGAAGCUGGCCCAGGUGGAGCAGGAGGCGGCCGGGGAGGUGGAGGAGCUGCGGUCGCUCUACAGGAGGGAGGCGGUGGAGAGGAAGAGCCUUUACAACAAGCUGCUGGAGCUGCAGGGAAACAUCCGGGUGUUCUGCCGCUGCAGGAAGAGCCCGACCUCCAGCUCCUGUCUGGAGAAGACCGACGACCAGGAGGUGGUGGUGGUUCAGAGGGGGAGCAGGAGGAAGUUCCACUUUGACAAAGUCUAUCCUCAGAGCAGCUCACAGGAGGACGUGUUUGCAGGAACUCUGCCGGUGAUCACUUCCUGUGUGGACGGAUACAACGUCUGUAUACUGGCCUACGGACAGACCGGCUCAGGGAAGACCUACACCAUGAUGGGGAGCAAGGAGAACCCAGGAGUCAACAUCAGGUCUAUACGAGAGCUGCUUCGUAUCUGUGCAGAGAACGAGAAGGUCUCCUACACUCUGAAGAUUUCCAUGUUGGAGAUUUAUAACGACACUCUGAACGACCUUCUGACCAAAAGCCCCGGCGCCGCUGCUCUGGACAUCCGAGUCCAGGGGAAGUCGGUGGCGGUCCCAGGACUGACCCGGAUCCAGGUCCAGACCGAGGCUGACAUCCUCAACGUCAUGGAGACGGGCGAGAAGAACAGGAAGAUCGCCUCGACCAAGAUGAACAUACAGAGUUCUCGGUCUCACCUGGUGGUGGCGCUGGAGGUGGAGGGUUCAGACGAGGUGUCGGGACUGACGUCUCGCGGGACGCUCACGUUGUGCGACCUCGCCGGAUCUGAACGGAUCUCCAAGACCGAAGCCGAGGGUCAGAGGCUGGUGGAGGCGGCGGCCAUCAAUAAAUCACUGACGGCGCUGGGACAGGUGUUCAGCGCUCUGAAGUGUAACGCCCUCCACAUCCCGUUCAGGAACUCUAAACUCACCCACCUGCUGCAGCCCUGCCUCAGCGGAGACGCCAAGUGCUGCGUGUUUGUGAACGUGAGUCCGGACGUGAAGGACGCGGUGGAGACACUGAGCACGCUGCAGUUCGGUUCCACCAUCCGUCAGGUUUCACUCGGCAGAGCGACGCAGAACAUCGUCCCGGCGAAGAACAACAAGACCGCCAAGCAGACGACCAACUGA